AUGUCAUCUGCAUUUCACAUUCAUAUUGGAGGGGCUGGUGUAAUGAUAGGUGAUAUGCUAUGGAAAUUGUAUGAGAAGGAGCACAAUGAGACAACAUAGAAGAAUUAUAUUUAUGAAUAAGUUGAUGGGCAUUAUCAUCCAUUAGUAUUAUUUAUUGAUUUAGAUGACAGAAUGAUAUUUGAAGUUUAAAGAAAUAAAUAAAUUUAAUUUAAGAAGAAUUCAUUUCUUAAUGGAACAGAAGACGCAUCAAACAUUUAUUCUAAAGGAAAUUAUACUUACGGGAAAGAGAUUCUUGAUUAGGGAUUAGAGUAUAUUAGAAAAUAAGUAGAAACUAUGGAUCGAUUAGAUUAAUUUCUAAUAACAACAUCAAUAAGUGGAGGGACUGGGUCUGGAUUUGCUAAUUUAUUAAUGAGUAGAUUAAUUUUGGAUUAUGGAAAUAAAGUAAAAAAAAAUGCAUUUAUACUAUUCCCUUCUUCAGAGAUGUCUAAUAAUAUUCUUGAAACUUAUAAUGCUACUUUUUCAAUUAAUAUGACAAAAGAGUAUUUUGACAGUGUCAUUAUGUUUGAUAAUUAGUCCAUGUACAGUGUAAUUGAUCAACAAUUAGAUUUAGAUUAUUUAGAUUAUUCCCAUUUAAAUAAUCUGAUUGCAUAAAUAAUUAGUUCAUAUACUGGAUUAAGAAGAUUUAAUCACAUUGACAAUUCCAAAUUUUUUUAAAAUAUGUGUCCUUAUCCUAAUUUGCAUUAUUUCAUACCAUCCUAUGGUAAAAUGAGUUUAAUAAAUGAUUACACUAGAAAAUAAUCUAAUCAAACUGAAUUCAUAAAAUAUCUAACUCAAAAAUAGAUUAAACUUUAUUAAUGUCCUAAAAAUCCUAAACAUCUCUCAACAACCUUAUUAUUUAGAUAAAAGGAAGAGAACCAUUUUUAUGGCAAAUUUGAUUCGACACUUUAAAAUUUAGAACAUUUCUAUAACUAAACACCUCGAGUUUUUCAAUGCACUUCAUCUAAUUAUUAAGUAUUAUCUGAAUUAGCUUAAAUGAAAUAAACUGGAACAUUCUUCUCUAAUGAUGCUUCAAUUGUUAGUAGAUUUAGGUUGUUAGGAAAAAAAUUCGAUUUAAUUUAUGAAAAAGGAGCUUAUCUCUGGGCUUAUGUCUCUGAAGGUCUUGAAGAAUUUGAAUUUAGUGAAGCAAGAGAAGCUUUGGCUUCUAUUGAAUCUGAUUAUAGUCAAAUUGAUGUAGCACCGGUUUCUACAAAUCAUAAUAACUGA
Messenger RNA from Paramecium pentaurelia, 1263 nucleotides. The record is from the annotation of a GenBank genome assembly. Lineage: Eukaryota; Ciliophora; Oligohymenophorea; Peniculida; Parameciidae.